Melopsittacus undulatus (budgerigar) is the source of this 1968-nucleotide messenger RNA. RefSeq names its product Tu translation elongation factor, mitochondrial (gene TUFM). The transcript has 11 exons. Gene Ontology annotation, cellular component: mitochondrion. Gene Ontology annotation, biological process: mitochondrial translational elongation. Bases 64 to 1365 code for a protein of 433 amino acids. The record is from RefSeq and is a predicted model, not a curated record. Gene Ontology annotation, molecular function: GTPase activity; GTP binding; translation elongation factor activity. NCBI's taxonomy places the organism in Eukaryota, Metazoa, Chordata, Aves, Psittaciformes, Psittaculidae.
UUCGGACACCUUCGGCUCUUUCCGCCGACCGGAAGUGCUUCUGAGGCGACUUCCGGCCGGGCCAUGGCGCUGCUGAGGGGGCUCCGAGCGGCGGCUCUCCGCAGCCUGACCUCGCCCCCCCCAUGGCGAGGCCUGGCCGUGGAGGCCAAGAAGGCCUUUGUGAGGGACAGGCCUCACGUGAACGUGGGCACCAUCGGCCACGUGGACCACGGCAAGACCACAUUGACGGCCGCCAUUACCAAGAUCCUGGCGGCCUCGGGUAGUGCCGAAUUCCGGCCCUAUGAGGAGAUUGACAGUGCUCCUGAGGAGAGGGCCCGAGGCAUCACCAUCAAUGCGGCCCAUGUGGAGUAUGCCACAGCCAAGAGGCACUAUGCACACACCGACUGCCCCGGGCACGCCGACUACGUCAAGAACAUGAUCACGGGCACAGCUCCUCUCGACGGCUGCAUCCUGGUUGUAGCUGCCACCGAUGGGCAGAUGCCUCAGACCCGAGAGCACCUCCUGCUGGCCAAGCAGGUGGGUGUGCGACACGUUGUAGUGUAUGUGAACAAGGCUGACGCUGUGGAGGACCCAGAGGUGUUGGCUCUGGUGGAGCUGGAGCUGCGGGAGCUGCUCAGCGAGUUCGGGUUCGAUGGGGACGGGACCCCCAUUAUUGUGGGGUCGGCUCUGUGUGCACUGCAGGACCGUCAGCCGGAGCUGGGGCUACAGUCGGUGCUGAAGCUGCUGGAUGCCAUCGACACUCACAUCCCCCUCCCCCCCCGUGACCUCGAGCGACCUUUCCUGCUGCCCGUGGAGAGUGUGCACUCCAUCCCUGGCAGGGGUACAGUGGUGACAGGGACCCUGGAACGUGGAACCAUCCGCAAAGGGGACGAGUGUGAGAUCCUGGGAUACAACCGACACCUGCGUUCUGUGGUCACAGGCAUUGAGAUGUUCCACAAGAGUCUGGCUCAUGCUGAGGCUGGAGACAACCUGGGGGCUCUGCUGCGGGGGCUGCGCAGGGAGGAGCUGAGGAGGGGGAUGGUGCUGGGGGCACCUGGGAGCCUCAGCACACACCAGAGGGUGGAGGCACAGGUUUACAUCCUGAGCCCACAGGAGGGUGGACGCCACAAACCCUUCGCUGCCCAUUACACCCCAGUCAUGUUCUCCCAGACCUGGGACAUUGCCUGUCGAGUCAUCCUGCCCCCCAACAAGGAGCUGGUGAUGCCAGGGGAGGACACAGCUCUGACCCUGCUGCUUCGGGCCCCGAUGGUGUUGGAGGAGGGGCAGAGAUUCACCCUCCGCGAUGGGGCCAGAACCAUCGGCACUGGGGUCGUCACCCGCGCCCUGCCCCCACAGCCCGAGGACCAGGACGUCAGCUGGGGCUGAGUGUGGGGCCGGACCCACAAGUGGGGCCCAUAGAGAUCUAUGGGGCUGGACCCACAAGUGGGGCCCAUAGAGAUCUAUGGGGCCGGACCCACAAGUGGGGCCCAUAGAGAGAUAUGGGGCACAGACACACAGCUCUGCCCCAUAGAUCUCUAUGGGGCCCAGACACAUCUCCUGUCCCAUAGAGAUCUAUGGGGCUCAGACCCCCAUCUGCUGCCCGAUAGAGAUCUGUGGGGCUCAGACCCCUAAGUGUGCCCCAUUGACAGCUAUGGGGCCAGACCCACAAGUGGGGCCCAUUGAGAUCUAUGGGGCUCAGACCCACAACUCUGCCCCAUAUAUCUGUGGGGCUCAGACCCACAUCUGCUGCCCCAUAGAGAGCUAUGGGUCCAGACCCACAUCUCCUGCCCUAUUGAUAUCUAUGGGGCACAGACUCACAUCCUGCCCCAUUGAUAUUUAUGAGGCUCAGACACACAUCUUCUGCCCCAUAGAUCUCUAUGUGGCUCAGCCCCCCAAGUGUCUCCUAUAGAGAGAUCUAUGGGGCUCAGCCCCCCAACUCUGCCCCAUAGAGAUCUCUAUAGAGCCCAGCCCCCAUCUCCUGCCCCAUAG